Kwoniella mangroviensis CBS 8507 is the source of this 1566-nucleotide messenger RNA. RefSeq lists its product as uncharacterized. Bases 1 to 1566 code for a protein of 521 amino acids. Lineage: Eukaryota; Fungi; Basidiomycota; Tremellomycetes; Tremellales; Cryptococcaceae. The transcript is spliced from 2 exons. The record is from RefSeq and is a predicted model, not a curated record.
AUGUCUAUCUUCGGUUCUGUAUUCAAGAGUGGCCGGACCACACCUCAGAUCUUCAAUCAUCCCUUCACCGAAGGUGCUGAUCCACCUACACCUGUAACAGCCAGUCCCGGUAAAGCUGAACCCACCCUCCCAGCCCCUUCGUCAAAUCAUUACCAGAUCUCUCGCUCUCCCGCCAAACCUCGCAAUGAGAGCCCUCGUACUAAGAAGUCCGGUGAAACUCCAAGUCCUUCAACGAAAGCUCGCAGAGACUUUACUGCAACCACUCCCUCUUCUGCCGGUCAGACAUACUCGUCAUCAACAAAAUGGUGCAAAUCUGUAGCUUCAACUCCUAUCGCUACGUUACCGCCUUCUUUACCGCCUCCAGCAUAUGCGCUGCCUCCCACUCCUGAAGCUUCGCCGGAUCGUAGGGCUUCAGCUAUACACAAUGGUACCCAAGGUAUUGGUCACGCGAGGAAACCUUCUCUUGGACUGAAUUCCAAGACUGUACCGGCACCUCCUUCUUCCUAUACAUCUCCUAACACCCACAUCAGAACAGGCAGUGCACCCCUAUCCACCACCCAGUCGAGUCAAUCUCGCGCUAGAUCAGGCUCUGCCUCGAUAUCCAGUCGAACCAAUACAGCCAUGGGGGGCCUCUAUCCUUCACUGGCCAGUACGAGGAGCACACUCGAUGUGGGAUCAGAUUCUAGGUCGUUCGACAUUUUUGGUCAUGGAUCUCAUGAACCUAAACAUCGUCCAGUAGCUUUGAAACUCAAGACUAGUAACCUUGAUCCUCAGCUAGCCAGUUCUUCCCGGAUAAGAAUCAAGAUGAAACACUCUGUAGAAGCUACCAAAGAAUUCGAUGAGAAAAGUCACAAAAGCGGAAUCGAAAUUGAUGCUGUCAAAUCAAGUGGCCUAUUCAAUGUCCACCUUCAUCGUCCUGAUCGUCAUUCAGAUCAAUCACUUCAAGUGGAAUAUACACCAACACCCAUUCAAUCGUCAAGACCUUCUCCAGUUCGACAUCAAUCCGAAGAGACCAUUCGACCCUCCUCUCAUCCUCAUGAGCAAGAACAAAUCCGAGCUGAAAGACCACGUUCGUUCUCUACCAACGAUGUUAUGAACAUCACCGAAAUGAACAAAUUGAGAAGUAUCGACGAAACACCCCGUAAACAACGCUCUCAACCUACUUUCAAACCUCUUCGUUCACCUUCUUCACCAACACUAGGUCAUCGAAAUUGCGUCACACCUGGACUGUCUUCUGCCAUGUCCGACACGUCUGCCACUCCCGGAUCUACAUAUACCUCUCUGCCUACCACCACUUCGACACCGGGUGUCAAGCCAUUUGAUAACCUGCCUAUCCCAUGGUGUACUAAACCUUCUUCGGAACUUCUCGCUGAGAUCGGUGAGGAGCCUUACAACGUUCUCAUCGAACAUUCGCUUUCUGAUCAAAUGGUAUCGUCGCCUCGACUACUACAUCCAGUGAUAUUGGAGAAUUCGAAAUUCGAGGAAAUCAGGCUGAGAGCAGAAUUAUCAAGAUUGAAAGGAAAACAUUUCCUGUUAGUCAAUCAGCGUGAAAGUCUAACUAAGUAG